AGAGUAUUUGUCCACUUUCAUUUUUGCACACCAUCCAAUACACUUCUUUAAUCCAUUUUAUCUUGUAAUUUGUAUAUUAAAAAAUUAUAGAAAUUAUAUAUUAAUAAUCUAUAUGUUAAGACAAAUCAAACAAGAUCACACAUGACUAUAUUUAGGCUUACACAUUGAGAAAAUUUGAUGAGUCAAAGUGCUUAGAUGAACAGUUCCAAAAGUCAAAAGUGGACGAAUAUAGCGGGACGGAGGGAGUAAUAAAUAAAUCAACUUAAAGCUAAAAUCAUAUUUUUCUAUUUUUUAAAAUCUUAUGUGUUGAAAUAAAUUGGCAAUGUUCCGUAUAUAUUUUGAAAAAAAAUAUUUUAUUCAUUUCCUCCUUUUUUAUUUAUAAAUAUAUCCUCCAUCAUCACACAUUUUGGCCAAGCAAGUGUCCCUCUUUCCACAUAUAUAUAUGAAGAACAACAAAUCACUUUGAAGCUCGGAGAAAUUCUCUCCAAAACACACACAAAGAAAAACAAUUUUUCUCAUCUCAAAAUCCAAAAACAUUAACUAAAAGUCUCCCACAACAAAAACAACAAAACAUAUAUCAUCAAAGCAAACAAAGAUGCCUGCAGGAGGGGGAAGAACAAAGAUGAAGAAAACAUCAUCAAAGCCAUCAAUGAAUGUGCUACCAUACCAAACUCCGAGGUUGAGGGACCAUUAUACCCUCGGGAAAAAGCUUGGCCAGGGGCAAUUCGGGACAACAUACCAAUGCACAGAGAAAGCCACAGGCUUGGAAUACGCCUGCAAAACCAUACCAAAAAGAAAGCUUUUGUGCAGGGACGACUACGAGGACGUGUGGAGGGAGAUUCAGAUAAUGCACCAUUUGUCCGAGCAUCCAAACGUCGUGAGAAUCAAAGGGACGUACGAGGACAACGUUUUCGUUCACUUGGUCAUGGAGCUCUGCAAAGGCGGCGAGCUUUUUGACAGGAUUGUGGCGAAGGGGCAUUAUAGCGAGAGGAAGGCAGCGCAACUGAUGAAGACGAUAGCCGGGGUGGUUGAGGCGUGCCACUCGUUGGGGGUGAUGCAUAGGGAUCUGAAGCCGGAGAAUUUCUUGUUCGAUAGCUCUGAUGAGGAUGCCAAGCUUAAGUCCACCGAUUUCGGCCUCUCUGUUUUUUACAAGCCCGGGCAGUAUCUAUCUGAUGUUGUAGGAAGCCCAUAUUAUGUUGCACCAGAAGUGUUGCAAAAACACUAUGGAACUGAAAUUGAUGUAUGGAGUGCUGGUGUUAUUCUCUACAUCCUCUUAUCAGGUGUUCCUCCUUUCUGGGCAGAAACAGAUAAUGGGAUCUUUAAGCAAAUUCUCAGAGGCAAAAUAGACUUUGAGUCUGAGCCCUGGCCAUCCAUUUCUAAUAGCGCAAAGGAUUUGAUCAAAAAGAUGCUUCACAGAGAUCCCAAGGAACGAAUCACAGCUCAUGAGGUCUUAAGGCACCCGUGGAUUGUGGACGACACGGUUGCUCCAGACAAGCCAUUGGGCUCAGCCGUUCUGUCGCGACUGAAACAAUUCUCUGCCAUGAACAAGCUCAAGAAGAUGGCACUUCGCGUGAUUGCAGAGAGGCUGUCUGAGGAGGAGAUAGGAGGGUUGAGACAGCUGUUCAAGAUGAUAGACACAGAUGGGAGUGGAAGCAUUACAUUCGAGGAAUUGGAACAAGGGUUGAAGAGAGUCGGGUCCGAGCUCAUGGAGUCUGACAUUCGCGCUCUCAUGCAAGCGGCUGACAUUGACAACAGUGGGACAAUUGACUAUGGAGAGUUUCUUGCUGCAACACUGCACUUGAACAAGAUGGAAAGAGAGGAGAAUCUGCUGGCGGCUUUCGCCUACUUUGACAAGGAUGGCAGCGGCUAUAUAACCGUCGACGAGCUCCAACAAGCCUGCAAAGAAUUCGGGCUCGGCGAUGUUCAUCUUGAGGAGACCAUCAAAGAGAUCGAUAUCGACAAUGAUGGGAGAAUCGAUUAUGGAGAAUUUGCAACAAUGAUGAGGAAAGGAAAUGCAGGGCUUGCAGCUAGAAGUAUGAGAGGCAACUUGAAUUUCAACUUGGCUGAUGCCUUUGGAGCAAAUGAUCAUCAUCAUACACAAUGAGAUUCAUGAAUCAUUCAUUUAUCACACUAACCCUAUGUAUGCAAAUGCUCGUUUAAUUUGUACAAGUAACUUUUUUCUUUUUUCUUUAAACCUUUUGUAUAAGAGUAUAUUCUAUAAGAGUAUAGAAUAUUAGGACAAUUGAAGAAUAUUUUGUAUCUCAUCAUAUAUAUUCUUCGUGCUCUAUAUUACUCUCUUUUGUUGCAAAGUUAUUUUUUCAUGUAAAAAUGACAUAAAGAUUAAAAGUUGAA
This is a messenger RNA of Cuscuta campestris, 2352 nucleotides long. The record is from the annotation of a GenBank genome assembly. NCBI's taxonomy places the organism in Eukaryota, Viridiplantae, Streptophyta, Magnoliopsida, Solanales, Convolvulaceae.